This is a messenger RNA of Benincasa hispida (wax gourd), 2547 nucleotides long. RefSeq names its product calmodulin-binding protein 60 A. Gene Ontology annotation, biological process: regulation of salicylic acid biosynthetic process. Gene Ontology annotation, molecular function: DNA-binding transcription factor activity; calmodulin binding; sequence-specific DNA binding. Gene Ontology annotation, cellular component: nucleus. Lineage: Eukaryota; Viridiplantae; Streptophyta; Magnoliopsida; Cucurbitales; Cucurbitaceae. The record is from RefSeq and is a predicted model, not a curated record.
CUCUCGCUUUCUCUGACUGACACACCAAUCCACUCUCCUCCCCUUUGCCUUUGCCUUUCUCCCCCAGCGGAAAGAUAUCUCCAACCAUCUUCUUCACUUCUGGCUUAUACUCUUCUUCUUUGCGGCCGUACUCGGCCACAGCUCCAGAUUCUUCUUUUUGAGACCGACCCAGAAAGUUUUGAGGGGAAAAAUGACGACUAUGAUUGAGUUUCAGGGCAAGGAGGACUCGAUUUUGGAUGAAGGCUAGGAGGGAUCGGAUGGGUUUCUUUUUUCUAGCUUCUUUUCCUUUUUGGGUCGAUCGAAAUUAAUUUGUGGGUUUGUAUAUGUAUGUAUUUUCCCUUAUUUGUUGUGUAUAUCUUUUCUUGCUUUCUUGCGCUUGCGCCGCAUGUUGGUCUUUUUAGUUCAUUGCAAUCUUCGCCAAUACCAUCGCAUCGUUCUGUGUCUGUAUGUCUUCUGGCCUCCUAUGUUGUCCCAGAAAAGAAACCCAGAUGAUGGAGAUGGGCCGGCGGAUGGUGAUAAUCCUGAUGAUAAGCGUAGAAAGUUUUGUUUUAGGAGUGUGGUUCGUGAUGCCCUAUCAUUGCAGUCAAUGCAACAGCUAUUGGAGCCAGUCAUUCGUAAAGUGGUAAGGGAGGAAGUUGAAUUGGCACUAAGAAAGUACAUUACCAAUGUGCCAAGGAAUGAUGAGAAGAAUGACAGGAAAGAAAUCUAUUCUUCCGGGCCAAGAUGCUUUCAAUUGAAGUUCGUAACUGAUAUUUCUCUCCCGGUAUUUACUGGAGCUCGCAUUGAAGGAAGAAAUAGUUCCAACUUGACGGUGGCUUUGGUUGACACCUUAACUGGGGAAGUUGUUGGCACUGUGCCUCAAUCCUCAGCCAAAGUGGAAAUUGUAGUGCUUGAGGGUGAUUUUGAGGGUGGAGGUGAUAACUACACUAUAGAGGAGUUUAAGAAUAACAUUGUAAGAGAGAGAGAAGGAAAGAAACCACUUCUUACAGGAGACACAUUUGUGAGUCUCAAAGAUGGCAUUGGUUUGGUAGGUGAGAUUUGUUUCACUGACAACUCAAGCUGGACUAGAAGCCGUCGGUUCAGGCUGGGUGCAAGAAUUAUAGACAACAAUGAUGGAACGAGAAUACUGGAAGCAAAGACUGCGUCUUUUGUGGUCAGAGAUCACCGUGGAGAAUUGUACAAAAAGCACCACCCUCCAUUUCUGCAGGACGAAGUAUGGAGAUUGCAGAAAAUUAGCAAGGAUGGAGCCUAUCAUAAGCGCCUGAGCCAAGAAAAAAUCGAGACAGUGAAAGAUUUCCUAACUCAGCUUUAUGUACAACCUUCAAGGCUUCGUAAUAUUCUUGGCCCUGGUAUGUCUACCAAAAUGUGGGAAGCUACAAUUGAGCAUGCACAGACAUGUGUGCUCGAUCGGAAGAUUUACGUGUACAAACCUCAUGAUGUGGAACAGAAAAGCGGAGUCGUCUUUAAUGUUGUAGGACAAGUGAUGGGGCUACUUUCAGAUUACCAGUACGUUCCCAUAGAUAAGCUAUCUGAAAGUGAAAAGGCUGAUGCUCACGACUUGGUUAUCUCUGCAUACAAACACUGGGAAGAAGUCGACUCUAUUGAUGAUGAAACUUGUCUUGUAGGUGGCUCUUCUCACCCUCUCAGUUUCUGCUACACCCCGAGCUCACCCAUGGAGGACCAUUCUUAUGGUAUCAAGUAUUUGGCAUCUCCAAAAUUUAGUGGCUUUGAUUUCACACCAUCAAAUGCCUAUUCAUCCGAUGUAAUUUCAUCGAUGGGUUCUAUUGGGAGUCCUAGCGGCUUGGACGAUCAUGCUUUCCAGGGUUUUGAUUCUAUGGUUGUAAGAUAUGAGAUGCCAAGUUCCCCAAACUUUGCCAACUCUUCUCUGAUCUGCGAUUCCGAGCCACUAAACUCAUCUUUCUUUAACGUGGAUCAUAUGCAAGUUUUAGAGUCCGAUUUGCAAUGUAGCUCGAUUUUAGAAUCACGAGCGACUACAACCACUCUUCAAGGUGGCUCCUCAUCAUGUGGUGCUCAAAUGAGAUGGACUAAGGUAUAUGGUGUGCUAAAAUGGUACUUUUUGUUGAGAUUGGUAAUUAGAAGAAACAAACACAGGUUCGAGAGAUAACAAAGGUGCACAGAGUUGUGGAAAGGAAAAAGUGGACUAUGGUUGAGACUCGAAAACAGUGUCCUGGUUAAAAUGUGUGCGUUUAUAAAGAGAUGCAAGGGGGGAGGGAAUGUUCUUGUUUGAUAUGUGGGAUGAUUCUGUGCAUUUUUUUUCCCCAAAUGUUUUGGUUAUGCUAUGUCACUGAGCCAGAAGAUUUUUCUCUCUGAUUCAAGUGUUUGUACAUUGGUGUAGCAAUUUUCGACACUAUCAGAGAGGGCCUGGUCUCAGUUGAUGUUUGAUCAGAAUGCCCAUAGUACUUAUGUUUUGGUUCUUUACUCUACUGUUUAUACAUUUCUGUACAAAACAAACUCUCUUUCUGCCUGUUUUUUACAUUGGGAAUGGGAGGUUUUUAUUAAUAGUGCAUAUAAUUUUCUUCUUAAGAA